Messenger RNA from Mauremys reevesii (Reeves's turtle), 2837 nucleotides. RefSeq names its product TNF alpha induced protein 8 like 1 (gene TNFAIP8L1). Bases 689 to 1249 code for a protein of 186 amino acids. The record is from RefSeq and is a predicted model, not a curated record. NCBI's taxonomy places the organism in Eukaryota, Metazoa, Chordata, Testudines, Geoemydidae. Gene Ontology annotation, biological process: negative regulation of TOR signaling; regulation of apoptotic process. Gene Ontology annotation, cellular component: cytoplasm. The transcript has 2 exons.
GCAGUGAAACACAUUUUUAUUCAUUGUGUUACAACAGCAGCUAGACCCUCCAGCCAAGCUCAAGGCCCUGUUGUGCUAGGUGCUGCAGUGGCAGUCUCUGCCCUGAAGCACUUACAACCUAAACAGACAAGGGGGCAGGCAAAAGGAAGGAUUGUUACCCAGAUUUGACCAAUGGGGAAACUGAGGCACAGAGCGAGUCAAUGAACGGUCACAGAGCUGGGACGUAAACUCAGAUCUCUUGAGCCAAUGAACGCGCCAAACCAAUUUGUUCAAAUUCAGCGUAAACAGGUCCCACCGUAUGCAAACAGCUGCAUCACUGACCUGCUUCUCUUUGCCAUCUGUCCUAACAUGAGAGCUUGUAGUUAUCAUGGUCUGCAGUGUGUUGCUAUUCCAGGCAGGAUGAAUCCCAGCACCUGUGUUGCUUCAUUUGCUUGUUUCGGUCUCUAACACAAUCACUGGCUAAGUGGCUCGGUUUGUGUUCGUGAGUCCUAGGCAGGUCUUGUCUGUCUCUAGGUCUUUCUCUUGCCUGAAUUGCUGCAUUCAUGUGUGUGCAGCCUUCAUCUAAGCUGAUAACCUUGCUUAUGAGCUCGUCACUUCUUUCUUCCUUGGCGGGUUUGCAGGAAUCAAAUUCCCUCGCGCAGCGGCUGGUGGGGCACGGCCAGAGAAUCGGUUCCUGAGUAAUGAGAAGAUGGACACCUUCAGCACCAAGAACUUGGUUCUGCAAGCUCAGAAAAAGCUCCUGAGCAAAAUGGCCUCCAAGACCAUGGCGAACAUCUUCAUUGAUGACACCAGCAGCGAGGUUCUGGACGAGCUGUACCGGGUCACCAAGGAGUUCACCCACAACCGCAAGGAGGCCCAGAAGAUCAUCAAGAACCUGAUCAAGAUCGUCAUGAAGCUGGGGGUACUGUACCGCAAUCGGCAGUUCACCACCGAUGAGCUGCGGCUGAUGGAGCAUUUCCGCAAGAAAGUGCACACCCUGGCCAUGACCGCCGUCAGCUUCUACCAGAUAGACUUCACCUUUGACCGCAGGGUCAUGUCCAGCGUGCUGAACGAGUGCCGCGACCUGCUCCACCAGGCCGUCAACACCCACCUGACGGCCAAGUCCCACUCCAGGAUCAAUCAUGUCUUCAACCAUUUUGCGGACUACGAGUUCCUGUCGGCGCUUUAUGGACCUUCUGAACCCUACCGCACCCACCUGCAGAGGAUCUGCGAAGGGGUCAGCAAAAUGCUGGAUGAGGACAACAUAUGAACCAGCAAAGACAAGGCCUGAGAGCAAACGUUUGGCUCUUUGCCUGACUCUCCAGGCUGCAUUCUGGUAUCCAUGAAUUCAACGGCAAGACGUCUGUUUUCAGUGGGGUCAGGCCUUCUCGCUCGCUCUUCCUCCACGGUGCUGAACGUCUUGCUCUUUCCUUUUUUUCUCAUGAAGACCAAGGACCCUUCACUUUCUGUCUAAAUGAGGUUGCAGUUUGCUGCUUGUUGUGGUAGCCGGAAUCUCUUCACCUCACUUUAGCUCCCUAGUGAAAUUAAAAUGAGACAAAGCAGCUUCUGUCUCUAUCCUACUGGGGCACAACCACACCAAAGGCAGGGUUGUUUGUAUGAGUAAGACUGGAGAAAAGGCUCUUUUUUUGCACUGGCUUGAGUCUCCACUUUGGAACCCAAUCCAGUGUCUAUAACCCAUCAGAGGCCAAGCCCCGCAGCCCUUACCCACAGUUCAUGAGUUCUCUGAUUAAAGGUCUUUGGUCUCACUGUAUAUAUUUUUAUCCACCAAGUGCUCUUAAACCCACAAUUCAGAGUCCAAGGAGUCCUGCUGUAGCAAAAUCUCUCUCACUUCUAAAUCUAUUUUCAUUCUGGUGAGGGGGGAAACCCACUAUGUCUUGUGUGUAGCUUGGUUAAGAUUAAUUCAAGCAGAGAGCAUGGAGGAGUGGUUCAGGUCUCCUGCCACUGCCAAGAUGUAAGGCUGUCUCUCCUGAAGUUCAAACCAGGCUGGCUGGGUUUCAGUACAGUUUCCCUGGCCAGCGUAGAAAAGGAUGAGCCAUAUUUAAAAUACUUUGCAAAGCAAUGCUAUGGUCUAGCACCCCUAGGCCUGGGAAAGUGUAUUAGCACUUGCAAGCAAGAAUCGGGUUGUUGUGUUUACCUCACUAUUGUCUCCCGGGAGGCCAAGAUCUGGAUAGUGGGAGGAUCUCACAUAGGGAUAGACCCUGCUUGGAUGGAUCACCCCACAAGUAGAGCCCUGCACGGAUACAAAAUUGGUAUCCACAUCUGCAAAUAUGGUCUGCAGAUAUAAAGUGGAUAUCUGCAGAUUUGCAGGGCUCUACCCACAGGCUCCCAGGAUGGGGAGGGACCAUUGAAUGGGAGAGAGGCUGCAAUGAGGGUGGUCAGGUUCAGACACAGUUGUGGUUUGAAGCUUAACACAGGUCAGGCCUAAACUAGGGGCUGGAGCAAGAAGUGGCCAUGCUCCAGGUAUCACUUGCCCCUCCUGACUGUUGCCCAGUGGGUACUUUGGGCCAGUGACAGAGGCAGCCUCUCCCUUCUGACUGAGAACGGUGGAGCAUUAUUUUCCAUCCAUGUUCCUUUCCCAUAGGGGAAAACAGGAGACUGUAUUUUCAAACCAAAUAGCAAAUGUGCACUUUCCUCCUCCUCCUCUGAAAUCCAAGCUGAAUUUCUCUGUCGUCAGCCUCUCCAGCUGAUUAUAUCAAUGUAAUUGUUUAGAUUUGGUCCUCGGGGACUUUCCCUAGUAUAUCAUAGGUUGGAAACAACGUCUUAGAUUCUAAUAAAUUAAAAAAAAAACAACCAUGUAGCCUGGUGAAUAAAUAAAUAAAGUUGCAUCUUCCACCUGA